CUAGCUUGACGCGGCUAGCCAAAGCUCAGAAUGGUGUGGAGCUGAGGGAAAAAGCCGUUAGUUUGUAGAGGAGAAUCCGAGAGCGUCCAUGUCUCGUCCACUCAUGACAACACGCUGACAAAGUUUUUUUGGCAGCAAUGUCGAGAGAAAACACCACCCGGAGUCUGGACAGUAUAGACCUCGCUGCGCUGAGAGACCCAGCGGGGAUCUUUGAGUUGGUGGAGGUGGUCGGCAAUGGAACCUACGGUCAAGUGUACAAGGGUCGUCAUGUCAAGACAGGCCAGCUGGCAGCUAUCAAAGUCAUGGAAGUCACAGAGGAGGAAGAAGAGGAGAUAAAGCUGGAGAUCAACAUGUUAAAGAGCUACUCUCACCACAGAAACAUUGCCACGUACUAUGGAGCUUUUAUUAGGAAAAGUCCUGCUGGACAGGACCACCAACUCUGGUUGGUGAUGGAGUACUGUGGAGCCGGCUCAGUAACCGACUUGGUUAAGAAGACUAAGGGAAACUGCCUGAAAGAGGACUGGAUAGCUUACAUCUGCAGAGAGGUGCUCAGGGGUCUUUCCCAUCUUCACUCCCAUCAUGUGAUUCACAGAGACAUUAAGGGGCAAAAUGUUUUGCUCACAGAGAAUGCUGAAGUCAAACUGGUUGACUUUGGAGUGUCGGCUCAGCUGGACAAGACCAUUGGACGCAGGAACACCUUCAUUGGUACUCCUUACUGGAUGGCUCCUGAGGUCAUCGCCUGUGACGAGAACCCUGAUUCCACAUAUGACUACAGGAGUGACCUCUGGUCUUUAGGCAUCACCGCAUUAGAGAUGGCUGAAGGAGCCCCUCCUCUGUGUGACAUGCAUCCAAUGAGAGCACUGUUUCUAAUUCCAAGAAACCCUCCACCAAAACUUAAAUCAAAGAAAUGGUCAAAACGCUUCCUGUCAUUUGUUGAUAACUGUCUGGUCAAGAGCCACCUGCAUCGACCCACCACUGAGGCGCUGCUGAGACACGCCUUCAUCCGAGACCUGGCUAAUGAGAGACAAGUUCGCAUCAUGCUCAAAGAUCACCUGGACAGAACCAGGAAGAAGAGAGAGAAAGAGGGUCCAGAGUAUGAGUACAGUGGCAGUGAAGAGGAGGAUGACGAGGUAACAGAGGAGGAAGGAGAACCCAGCUCCAUAGUGAAUGUCCCUGGUGAAUGGACGUUGAGACGGGAGUUUCUUCGUUUACAGACAGAAGAUCAUGAAGGUGGCAGAGAAAGAGGUCGUGAUGGAAGUGCUGGUCAACAAAGACAGCAGGUGUUGCAGCAGCACAGACAGCAGCUGGCAGAGCAGGAACGAUACAAGCAGCAGUUGGUUGCUGACAGGCAGAAGAGGAUCCAGCAGCAGCAUGAGCAACGGCAGAAGUUAGAGGAUCAGCAGAGGCAGCAGCUGACAGACUGUGCCUUUCAGUGGGCGGAGCUUCAGGAAAUCUUGCUCGGGGAAGAGUCUGAUCUCCAUGACAACCAAAUCUUAUUGGAUGAGAGAAACAGGAGGAGUGACAGGAGGCCGGAUCAGGCGAGCAGAAAGCGAAGUGCCGAUGUGUCAGUAAGGCCUCUGGACUUCACAGGAGAGCAGAGAGCCGUGGCUCCAAAACAACUGCUUCAGACUAAGUCCCAGCCUCAGCUACAGCCACAGUCCAAGCCCCAGACUGUGGCCCAGCAUCAGCAGCCCUCAGUGGCCAGAAGAUCCCACCGCACCCUGCCCAAGGACCAAACCCAGCUCCUGUCGCUGCAGCACGACCACAGACACAGGGAGAGAGAGAGAGAAAGAGAGAGACAGAGGCAGAGAGAAAAGCCUGUGGCAGCUGUCCAGAAGCUAACAGCUAAAAGUGGGAGCACAGCAGCUGCUGCUGCUGCCGCUGCUGCUGCUGCUGCUGCUGCCGCUGCUGCUGCUGCUGCUGCUUCCUCGCCCAGCCGUCCUGCAAACAGCCAGCACUCAGCGAUGGACGUCCAAGAAUCAAACUUGGCCAGGCUGCUCUUGGCUGCUGGUCUUCCCAGCCAGGUGCACUCAAGGCUGGGCUCUGGGAGCAGCUCUAGUCCUUGUACACCAGCCAUGCAGAGAGCUCAUCUCAGCCAGAAUGCCAAUCUGCGGUCUAGUCGAGACACCCCUCACAGCAGCUCUAUGUCAGAUAUGGCUCUUUCCCCCCUGUCCCCAUUUUCUCCCAUGUCCCUCAGUGAUGAUGUUUUCUGGGACCCGGCUGGUGCACCUCCCAAAGUGCCAGAACGCACUACCUCCAAGUUCUACUGUAGAGAGUUGGUGAUGGGACACAAGAGGGCGGCUUCAAGUGGCGGUCCAGUGUCUGGUGCAGAUAAAGGAGGGAGGUCUGUAUUCCAGGGAGACUCCUCGAGCAGCAGCAGCAGCAGCAACCACCCAGGUUACUUCAAGCUGGAGAGUCCUCUUCUGCAUCACCGUCUACAGCAGCACAGAAACACACAAGAAAACAUAACCAGUGGACAUACACAAGCUGUCAAAUCUGGUCCCGUCCGCCUGAACAAAGCCACAGAAUACUCGUCCUCCAGUGAUGAGAUCAGUAGCAGUGAUGAGGAAGAGAGGAGCAGGUCUGGUCUGUGCAAUGGAAAAGGGAAACACUUCAGAGGAAUCCCUGACGGUAUCGUCCUGCAACCUCACCACAAUCUCCACCAGACCUCACGGAUGGGUUCAGAUGAUAACUACCUGCUGCCAGACCUUCUGCAGAAAACCUCUCCCUCCAGUCCUACCCGUAAUGCACUGGGGCAACAGCCACACACACAUGAACUCAGCUACUCGCAGUUGCCCACAGCCCCUCGAUGCGCCACACAUCAGGAACUCAAUGCAAAUCUGGCUGCUGGCAGUCCUCAUGGCAAAAACACCUCCUCAUCUUCCUCUUCCUCCUUCUUGUCCUUCAUCGAUCCAAGAUUGAUCCCCAUAUCUUCACCACAGAGCCCAACAGGCGGUAAGGAUGAGCCAGUCAAGCGAGAGAACCACAGGAAAGGCUCUGUGGUGAACGUGAACCCGACCAACAUUCGACCACAGAGCGACUCUCCAGAGAUCCGCAAGUACAAGAAGAAAUUCAACACAGAGGUUCUCUGUGCAGGACUAUGGGGUGUGAACUUGUUGGUGGGGACAGAGAAUGGUCUGUGGCUACUGGACCGAAGUGGUCAAGGGAAAGUCUACUCUCUCAUCAGCAGACGAAGGUUUCAGCAGAUGGACGUGCUGGAGGGUCUUAAUGUUCUCAUCACUAUAUCAGGUAAAAAGAACAAACUCCGCCUGUACUACCUGUCCUGGUUGAGGAACAAAAUCCUCCGUAACGACCCAGAGGUGGAGAAGAGACUAGGUUGGACUUCAGUAGGUGACCUGGAGGGUUGUGUCCACUAUAAAGUGGUGCGUUACGAGAAAAUAAAGUUUCUAGUGAUUGCUCUGAAGAACGCUGUGGAAGUGUACGCCUGGGCCCCGAAACCCUACCACAAGUUCAUGGCCUUCAAGUCGUUCAGAUCUUUGCCUCAAAAACCACUGUCUGUUGACCUGACUGUGGAGGAAGGUCAGAGGUUGAAAGUCAUCUACGGGUCUCUGUCCGGUUUCCACGCCAUUGAUGUCGACUCUGGAACACCAUACGACCUAUACUUGCCUACACAUAUCCAGGGUUCCAUUCGUCCACAUGCCAUCAUUAUUUUGCCAAACAGCGCAGGAACAGAGGUUCUGGUUUGCUAUGAAGACGAGGGCGUCUACAUUGACACCUACGGACGCAUCACCAAGGAUACAGUGCUGCAGUGGGGGGAGAUGCCUGCAUCAGUUGCCUACCUUCAGUCUAACCAGGUGAUGGGUUGGGGAGAAAAGGCCAUUGAAUUGAGGUCUGCCAACACAGGAAACCUGGAGGGUGUUUUCAUGCACAAAAAGGCCCAAAAACUCAAGUUUCUAUGUGAGAGGAAUGACAAGAUAUUCUUCGCCUCGGUGCAGUCAGGAGGUAGCAGUCAGAUUUACUUCAUGACUCUUGGACAGAACUCGCUGUUCAACUGGUAAUGACUGGAAGGGUGAACUCUCCGAUCAACUGUUGAUGUCUGCCAUGAUCAUGCUGGGUUCUCCCAGUGAUGCCUUUGCAUAUUUGUGUGGGCGGACGUUGAUCUCCAUGGGCAGAAGACACCAUGGAAGGAUCAACUAAAUACUCCUGGAUCCAUUACUCCUGUCUUCUUUUCAUCUCUCCAGCUGCAGAAAAUAAUGCUUGAGCCUGAAACUCUGCUUCUUCUUCAGCUGAAACGGCACAAAAAUCAACAGUUUGUCUGUGAAGAGUCAGAUCAUGUGAAAAGCAGCGUUGACUUUGCCUUGGAUCUGUCUCGCCCAGAUAUUUGGGUCCUGUUUUAUCAAAAUCCACCUGGAUUCAAACUGAAGGAUUAAUUCAGUUGAUUCCUCAUCAGAGCCACACCACUGGUCAACAUCUGGCCUCAACACUCAUCUUUGCGUCUGAACAAAAACAGGAGUGCGUUCAUUUUGUUCCACAUUCAGCACCACUUCAUCUUCCCUGAACCUUCCAUUGAAACUGUGACUCACUCAUUAUGUGUUGUUUGUCAGUUAUUCACUCAUACUUGCUUCUUCGGCUGUGGAGCAUUACUUGAUGCACAGCUGAUGUUCUCAUCAAGACGAGAAGCAUUUAGUGCGCUUCUCUACUUUUUUUUAACUGUUCCCUGAUCCAUCUUCAUGAAAGCCGUCACUGUGUGCAAAGCAACAAAGACUAGAACGGACACUGUCAACCUCAAUCCCGGACAUCAUCUCAUCAUUUCCAAGUCUGUGUAGGGAUCAAAAUGUGGACUUAUAACAGUAAGUCAUUCCACCUUUUCACGACCAUCACGACCCUGUGUCAUUAUAGAUCCAAUCAGUUGUAUUUAACUGUAUCAUUAGCGAUAAUUAUACUGUCAAACCUAAUAAUGAGAACAAAUGUCAGGAUUAUUAGGUUGAGGGACCAUUGAGAAGAAACAGUUCUCUUAGAUUAUCAGGUCGUGCUUUUCCAAAUUUUCCAAACUGCAAGUUAACUCCUUUCUCUGCUUAGCCUUAAAUCAGCUGCAAAUUAGAAAAAAAUAUAUAUUUUGGGAUUCCUUGGUACCAUUUCUUUUAAGUCCAAGUGUCAGUAUUCACUCUGUUCACAGAUCUGCUUUAUUGUAUUUUAGUCUUUGUAGAGCUGCAAGGACCUACAUUCUGUAUAAAGGUAUACACAAAUACAAGUUAACUCCAUCUAAACAUGCAGUGGGUGAUAGAGCGUUUGAUAUCUUGGAUCUACUCUUUAAAGCCUAUUAGAUGUACAGUAUAUUAUAUUGUAAAGCACUGUUUUCUAAGUAAUGUAUAAUUCACAAGUCAUUUUAUGUACAGUAUGUUUACAGAACUGUAGGCUUAUGAAUGUGGAAUUCUAUCCCAAAACAGAGUUGUUGUGGUCUUAUAAAAGCUGUAAGCAUGGACAUGAGCUGUACCGACAUGUCCAGGUUUAUACACCUGGCUGACAUGUUCAAGAUCAAAUCAUGUGAAGUCUGUUUGGUGAUUGAUUUUCCUCCUAACAUGUUUAUUUCAGGCUCUUUGCACAAUUGCCACCUUGUACAUGACUUUCUGUAAUAUAUCAUAACCUGACAUGGUUUCUAUGUUUCAACAUAGGAAACGUCUAAAGCCAUCUUGCAGUCAGUAUUUUAGAGAUGACUUUGGCUUCAAACUUGUUUCCGACACAACCCAACAUGGGACACACACUUGAGAUUUUUAUUUUAUUUGUUAACCAGGAUCUGAAGAGAUGAAGAUAGGAUCGAAGGGGUUGUUUUAAUAUGUAGAUUGGUUUUGUUAUUUACACAAUGAUCUUCAAAACAAGAAACCAAAGAUUGAGACUUUGAUAGCGGCCCCCUUGAAUCUGUGUGAGAAAAAGUUGAGGGGAAAAGUAUACUGUGGAAGGAAGUAUGGCUGAGUGGCAGCAACUAUGGGAUGGGGAGAUGAAAGGAAGACAUCUACAUGCAAAAGGAAUACAAAAGAGCAGGUCACAGGUGAAGAAUUGGGUAUAGCAUCUUAAAAGGAAUGAUGAGGAAACAUCUGACACUGUCAGGCACAUGUGACUGUACAGCACGUCAUUAUUGGCUGUAAAAAAAAAAAGUGAAUCAGAGAGAAAGGACAUGAUGGAGGUACUGAGACGAGCAGGGAUGACAGGAAGUUAAGUCUGUGUUUGAGUGUGCUGGGAAUGAGCAGGGUAGAAAGUCACAGAAAGAAUAAUGAAGUGGGUAGAUGCAAGCUGCCAUUAAACCCCAUAGAAGAAGAG
Solea senegalensis (Senegalese sole) is the source of this 6276-nucleotide messenger RNA. RefSeq names its product misshapen-like kinase 1. Gene Ontology annotation, molecular function: protein kinase activity; ATP binding. Bases 138 to 4019 code for a protein of 1293 amino acids. Gene Ontology annotation, biological process: protein phosphorylation. The record is from RefSeq and is a predicted model, not a curated record. The transcript has 33 exons. Lineage: Eukaryota; Metazoa; Chordata; Actinopteri; Pleuronectiformes; Soleidae.